AGGUGACCCCCAGGCAGAGUAGCCAUGCCUGGCAACAAAGUCUCCAGGCCCUGCCAUCACUGCAAGAGCAAGUCAGCAUCUGCCCCAACAGACACCUCCAAGAUCCACUACGAGAAGUCCUGGCUGUACCGCCACUGCUCCUCGGUGCAGCAGAGGGACAGGCAAGCCCAGAAGGCUGGGCAGCUCUUCUCGGGGCUGCUGGCCAUGAACGUCGUGUUUCUGGGCAGCGCCUUCAUCAGUAGCAUGAUCUUCAACCGCGUGUACAUCACCCUGGGAGAUGUCUGGGUCCUGAUGGCCAUCCUCAAGGUCUUGUGCCUGUUCUGGAUUAUCUACUACCUGCUGGGCACCAGCCAGCAGCCUCAUGCUGUGCUGUACCGGGAUUCCCAUGCUGGGGCCAUCUGGAUCAGGGGGUCAGUGCUGCUGUUUGGCAGUUGCAGCAUCCUCCUGAACGUGUUUGAGAUCGGCUACACCACAAUCCUCAUCCACUGCAAAUCCAAGGUGGAAAUUGUGUUCCCCAGCAUUGAAAUCGUUUUUAUUUGCACCCAGGCUUAUUUUCUGUGGCAUCACUCUAAGGACUGCAUUCAAGUCCAGCACAACUUCACCAGGUGUGGUCUGAUGCUGACCAUAGCCACCAACCUCCUCCUCUGGCUCCUGGCCGUGACCAACGACAACCUCCACGUGGAGAUGGAGUCUCAGCUCCGUGAGGUGGAGAUGCGGUUUGAAGGCAACGAGACUGCCUCGUGCACGUGCUCAAACACAACCAUCUGCAAAGUCUUCCAGAAGGGCUACAUCCUGCUCUACCCCUUCAAUACCGAGUACUGCCUCGUCUGCUGCUCCGUGCUCUACGUCAUGUGGAAGAACGUGGGGAGACGCAUCAGCCACCACCACGUCCCUCACACCAAGCCCAAGUUCAAGUUCCAAGGGGUGGUCUUUGGGCCACUGCUGGGCGCCACUGCUGUGAUCACCGGGAUCUGCAUCUUCAUGAUGUACCAGAUCCAGGUCACCAGCUUGGUCUCCAGCCACCAGAUCUUCGUGAUAUAUUAUUCCUACUACGUUGUGCUCCUGCCUCUGAUGAGUGUGGGUGCAGUGAUUGGGACAGUCAUCCACGCCCUGGAAAAAAAGGAGCUGGACACGCUCAAGAACCCAACCCGCAGCCUGGACGUGAUCCUGUUGAUGGGGGCAGCCCUCGGCCAAAUCGGCAUGUGCUACUUCUCCAUUGUGGCCCUUGUGGCCUCUGACCCCAGGGACCUGUUGAACAGCCUCAUCCUCUCCUAUUCUGUCCUCCUCAUCUUUCAGAACAUCACCCAGAACGUCUUCAUCAUUGAUGGGCUCCACCGGCAGCGCUUUGUAGCCGCAGCUGAGGCCAAACAUGCCAGACCCACUGGGCAGCACGUGGUGGCUGUAGAACCACCUGGGGAAGAGGAAACCACAACAAGCAGCGAAGAGGAGUGCACCCAGACACUCCCUGGCAAGGAGGAAGAUACUAAAGAAGAGCAGAAUCGUGAAGACCAGAGACGGAUGAGUGUGCUGGAGCUGGGACAGGAGCUCCGGAAAGCUUCCCUGUCCUACAUCCAUAGCUACUCUCACCUGAGCUGGAAGAGAAGAGCAUUGAGGGAGAUCUCGUUCUUCUUGGUUUUGUGCAACAUCAUACUGUGGGUCAUGCCCACAUUUGGAGCUCAUCCUGUCUUCGAGAAUGGACUGGAGAGGUCAUUUUACGGCUACUCCACCUGGUUUGUGAUCGUGAACUUUGGGCUCCCCCUGGGUGUGUUCUACCGCAUGCACUCGGUCGGGGGGCUCCUGGAGGUCUAUGUCACUGCCUGAACCAAGCUGGCCCCCCACCCCAGAGGCUGGGAAGGGGCAGUGAUGCUGAACAAAUGUGCAGAAAGCAGCAUGUGGAAGCUUUUAAGAUUCUUCCCUCUGGCUUCUGCUUUGAAUUCUCCUUGCACACCAUCUCCGUGAGUUUCAGAAGAGGUGGGUGUUUUAUAUUAUCUUUUUGCUCCAUAGAGAAGAGACUCAAAGCCCAUAAACAAACUCUCACUACUCCAAGGACCAUGCAUGCAGUCAGCAGUCUGCCAGUGGAUGCUGUUUGGCAGCAAGUGGGACUUUACCAGCUCCUACUGAGAUCUUCCAGAUAAAAGAACACAAGAGCAGCCUUCAACAAAAGCAACAAAGACUGACCUGCACUCCACAGAACUUCAAAAUCCACAGUCAGAGGUUGCCAGCCCCACCAUUGCUCACCAACCCACCAUCCUGCAGCACAAAGAGACUGAUCAGCCACACCAGAAGCACCUACAGCCAUAGUCAUUCAGAAACGAACCAAAAGUACACUUUUUAUGUGUAAUUUUCAAAAAGAAGCUCUGAGCUGCUUUAAUGGUUAGAACAGGCACUAUUUCUGUUUGCUACUGUUGCUGACAUCUGACACAUCAACUUGUGCCAGUCCUGUGGGGCCCAGCCCCACUGAGUGCCAAGCUCCUGCAGCCCUCGGUGCUGAAGGGCAGGAGAGGCCUUCACACCUGCACCAGUUCAGUGCAUCAUUUCCCAGCACCAAAAACAGAAGCAAUAACACAACCUUGCCUUACUGAGAAUAAACACUACUUCUCUUUACAGGCAUCCCCAGAGCCUCAAGCAGCAGAGAUCACUCUGGGUGAUCUUUACUUACCAUGGAUGGUGUUAUCUCUGCUGUGGACCAGCCAAGGUCCCACCCCGGCACACAGGGCUGGUUCAAAAGUGAGCUACCGCCAAACCCACUGUGAAUCCCUCCCCACCUCCAACACUUCAUCCCUCACUGCUGCUUUGCACAUCCACAAACAUCUCCCAAACAUCUCUGUGCACAAGGGAACAGGGCUGCACAGCGGGGUGCCUGAUCAAAGACCCCUUAGAAUGUGUUCUGCAGGGGAUGCUUGUUUUGAAAGCAUGUGGGAGAGCAAGGGGCUUGGGAUUAUGGGUCUCAGAUACAGAGCCUGAUGAAUGGAAAUA
This is a messenger RNA of Pseudopipra pipra, 2976 nucleotides long. RefSeq names its product otopetrin 3 (gene OTOP3). Gene Ontology annotation, cellular component: membrane. The record is from RefSeq and is a predicted model, not a curated record. Gene Ontology annotation, biological process: proton transmembrane transport. The transcript is spliced from 6 exons. Gene Ontology annotation, molecular function: proton channel activity. Lineage: Eukaryota; Metazoa; Chordata; Aves; Passeriformes; Pipridae. Bases 25 to 1821 code for a protein of 598 amino acids.